Pocillopora verrucosa is the source of this 1590-nucleotide messenger RNA. RefSeq names its product testis-expressed protein 26. NCBI's taxonomy places the organism in Eukaryota, Metazoa, Cnidaria, Anthozoa, Scleractinia, Pocilloporidae. The record is from RefSeq and is a predicted model, not a curated record. Gene Ontology annotation, cellular component: cytoplasm.
UUUCAAACCCAAACAUUCUUGACACGAUUCAAAGAGUUUUUUGGCUCUUUCUGUUCUUUGCGGAGCGAACAUGACACAAGUGAAAGAUUCGCGUACAUGCGUUUUGCCCAAACUGGACGAAUCUGUCGUAACACCCGGCUUCGCUUACAACAUUGCGAGGUAUUUUCCUUCGGGAACUCAGGCUGAUAAAGAGAGGUGUGUAGAACUCAUGGAGAAGAUUGGAGUAUCACCAGAUCCAGCAAUGUGGUAUUCAAGAGCCCCUCGAUCGCGGACUCCGGUAUCUCCCGCGCGACCACGAAGCGUGCCGCCACGAUGCGCUCGUUUCCCCGAGAACAGCAAACCAAGCUAUACAAAAAACCCGGAGUUGUUCUACAUGACAACCAAUAAAAGGGAAUUCGGAGCAACUUUCGGUCCGCCGGCAGAGAAUGCAAGACCAAGGACUUCCAAGAUAUUUCCAAGUAGAAGUAACAACAACUCCACAACAUAUCAGGCUGAUUUUAAUGCAAAGAAUACAAAAAAAGAAGAAGGGAUUCGCACAGGUAGCUCGUCUGGUAACAGAAGGAAUAAUCCACACCCCUCCGAGGCAUUCAUGACAUGGAAAUUCUCAGGCCGUUUUCCAUCAGUCCCUGCUGAAGAUAUUGACCCAGAAGUAAUGAAUGAAGUGUGUAAAGAUGAGCUUAAAUCUACUUAUCACAGUGAUUACACAGGAAUUCCACAAGGGGUGAAUGUUUGUACUGUGUUUGAGGGAAAUCUUACUCCCUCUCUGUACAAACCUCCCCAUACAUUGGACUCCACCUCCCGCUACAGUUAUCAGGUACCUGUUGUAAGGCAUACAUUAUCAGCAAACUUUACACGUUUUGGGUGUAACAGGAACAAGUAUAAGCCAGCUGUGGGUGCAGUUCCUACAGUAUCCUACAAUUCUCCCCAAAUGCAUCUUUAUGGACAAACACAUUACUCAAGAGAUUAUGUUGACAAGUCUGCUGUUCUUAAGGAAAGAUCUAAAUAUGACCAGUAUGCAGAAAUUCCAAGAUUGGAUGAGUAUUUAAAAACUGCAAAUCCAUAUGAAAGGGAAAGUUUGAUGCAAAAAUUACAGAGCUUAGCAACAAAAGACAGGAGAGAGAAUCGUGACCCACAGUGGCUUUCACAAUGGACAGGUCCUGUGUGAAACCAUUUCACAAGGGAGAAGCCAUGCAUUGCUGAAAUCUGGAAAAUGUUUGUUAAUAUAUUCCAAUACAACAAUCAUUCACUCAUCUUUUAAAUCCACUGCAAUUGUUGAAAACAAUGAUAAAACUUCUUCAUUGUCAAAGUCACUUUGAAUGUAAAUAGUCACGUCUGCACUAUAUUUUUUCCUUACAGUCCAGGAAAAUUACUGACAAUCUGAAAACAAGGUGAUACAGUGAUAAACAAGAGACAACAAAGUUGUUGUUGCAGAAAGACUUUGCAGCUUUUUUAUCUAUCUUAAUCAGUUAAUUGGGAGAGUUCUUUCAUUAUGGCUGAUAUACCGAUCAUUAAUUCAACAAACUAAGAUGUAUAUCUGUAGAGAGAGAAAACUUUGUCAUAAAAAAUAAAGGGAAAAUAUUUAUUGAUUUU